This is a messenger RNA of Lodderomyces beijingensis, 3936 nucleotides long. The record is from the annotation of a GenBank genome assembly. NCBI's taxonomy places the organism in Eukaryota, Fungi, Ascomycota, Pichiomycetes, Serinales, Debaryomycetaceae.
AUGUCAAAGGGAAUUCAAAUUGCAAUUGAUAGAGGCGGAACGUUUUGCGACGUGAUCGCUAAAUACCCGGGACGAGAAGAUUACGUCUUCAAGCUACUAUCAGUCGACCCUCAGAACUACAAGGAUGCGCCAACCGAAGGCAUAAGGCGUGUGUUGGAGCAUUUUUCAGGUGAAAAGAUCCCCAGGGACGCCAAGCUCAAAUUGGACCGGAUUCAGAGUAUUCGCAUGGGUACCACUGUGGCCACCAAUGCAUUGUUGGAGAGGAAAGGUGCAAAAGUUCUACUUGUUACCACUAAGGGGUUCAAAGAUGUGUUGGUGAUUGGCAAUCAGACAAGACCCGACAUUUUCGAUUUGACAGCGAAAAAGUUGGGUCAUUUGUAUGAAAAAGUGCUCGAGAUCGAUGAGAGAGUCACCAUUGCCGGAUUUUCAGAAGGAGGCGGUGACAAGUUGAAAGACAAUGAAAGUGAAACAGACCCCAGCUGCAAGUUGGAAAAGGGAGUCACGGGCGACAAAAUCCGAGUUUUGAAAGAGCCAGAUUACCUAGAAGUCGAGAGACAAUUGACUGAAGUUUUCAACCAGGGCGAAAUCAAAACCGUGGCAUUGUCGUUGCUCCAUUCGUACGCUUACCCGGCACACGAGGCGCAAGUUGCUGCCAUUGCCAAAAAAAUAGGCUUUGACGUAUCGGUGUCGCAUGAAUUGCAGCCGAUGUUGGGUUUCGUCAACAGAACAUCGUCAACGGUGGCCGACGCCUAUCUUUCACCAGUGAUAAAUGACUAUGUGCAAAACUUUGGCUCCGGCUUCGAAGGCGGACUCGAGGCAUUUGGGAACAAGCUUCUAUUCAUGCAGUCUAAUGGCGGAUUGUGUCCCUGGUACAAAUUCACGGGAUUAAAAGCUAUUCUCUCUGGCCCAGCAGGUGGCAUGGUUGGCUUUGGUGAGACUUGCUACGAUUCGGUGAGCAAAAAGGCCACAAUUGGAUUCGAUGCCGGUGGCACGUCCACCGAUGUUUCCCGAUACGCGGGCAAUUUGGAGCACAUUUACGAAACUGUCGUUAGCGAGGUAAACCUUCAAACUCCUCAAUUGGACAUCUCAACCGUGGCGGCUGGUGGUGGCUCCAUGCUAUUUUGGAAAAACAACAUGUUUGUCACGGGUCCCGAGUCCGCUGGAUCUGACCCCGGUCCAGCUUGCUACAAAAAAGGUGGACCAUUAACCGUGACAGAUGCCAACUUGUUUUUAGGAAGAUUGGUGCCUGAAAAAUUCCCCAAAAUCUUUGGACCAAAUCAAGAUGAGCCAUUAGAUUGCGAGAUUGUGGCCAAGAAGUUUGAGGAAUUGACGCACCAGAUCAACAAAGACCAAGAGGUGAAAUUGACCCCCGAGGAAGUUGCUAGCGGGUUCUUGAAAGUCGCCGUUGAGUCCAUGGCGCGACCAAUACGGAACUUGACCGAGGCCAAGGGGCACGAUACCGCGCUCCACAAUUUGGCCUCGUUUGGUGGCUCCGGUGGCCAAUUUGCAGUUUCAUUAGCUAAAAACUUGGGCAUUUCCAAUGUUGCCGUGCACAAGUACUCGUCGUUGUUAUCAGCUUACGGGAUCCAAUUGGCCGACAUUGUCAUUGAGAAGCAGUCGCCAGCAUCCUUGACGUAUGCUGAGAAUCACCAUGUCGUGGAUGAAAAGAUUGCUGCAUUGACUGCCGAGGCCGAAAAGGACUAUAAGAGCCAGCACUUAACUGAAUUCAAGACCAAGCUCGACGUAUUUCUCAACAUGAGGUAUGUUGGCAGCGACACCCACUUGUUGAUCCCCACUAAGUACGGCGAGCAUGACGCCGAUGUAAAAUUCAUCGCUAGGCACAAGAGCGAGUAUGGUUUCAAUUUAGACCGUAUGGUGUUGGUUGACGACGUGCAAGUGCUAUUGAUCGUCGAGUCCAAUGACAAGGAGGAGCAUAAUCCUUACCAAGAGUACGCCAAGUUAAAAUCAAAGUCCACCACAGACACUACAACAACCAAGAAGAGUAAAGUUUACUUUGAAGCGGGAGGUUGGACCGAUGCUUCCAUUUACUCACUAUCAGAUUUGGAAGUUGGAUCGACGGUAGCUGCACCAGCCAUCAUCAUCGACGACACCCAAACGCUAUUGAUUGAGCCGGGAUCAAAAGCCGUAAUUUUGACCAAUCAUGUGCUCAUCGAUGUUGCCCACGAGGAGAAACCGCAAUUAUCGAGCACCAGCAUCGACCCCAUCCAAUUAUCCGUCUUUGGACACAGAUUCAUGUCAAUCGCCGAGCAGAUGGGACGCACAUUGCAGCAAACGGCCAUUUCCACCAACAUAAAGGAAAGACUAGAUUUCUCAUGUGCGAUAUUUGACCACAAUGGUGAUUUGAUUGCCAAUGCUCCGCAUAUACCUAUCCACUUGGGCUCGAUGUCGUAUGCUGUCAAGGCGCAAAUGAAGAUUUGGGAGGGGAAAUUGGAGCCAGGCGACGUUUUAGUUUCCAACCACCCAAUUGCCGGUGGGUCUCACUUGCCCGAUAUUACCGUGAUUACCCCAGUUCUCAAUGACAAGAAUGAACCGAUCUUUUGGACGGCAUCGAGGGGACACCAUGCUGAUAUUGGGUCCAUAACUGCAGGUUCCAUGCCUCCCAACUCGAAAACUCUUGAUGAUGAAGGAGCAGCAAUUGUCACGCACAAGUUAUGCCCUAGGGGAGUAUUCGAUGAAGCGGGCAUCACCAAACUCCUCGUCGAUGAGCCGGCGAAGCACCCCGGCGGCUCAGGAACCAGGACCUUGAGCGACAACAUUUCCGACUUGAAAGCACAAGUAGCGGCAAACUACAAAGGUAUCACCUUGCUCCAGCGGUUGAUUGACGAUUUCACCUACGAAGUUGUGCGGUUGUACAUGAGCGGGAUCCAAACCACCGCCGAGAUUGCCGUGCGCAAUUUGCUCAAGCUAGCGUACGAGAAGUUUGGAUCGGGCAAUUUGAAAGGUGUCGAUUACAUCGACGACGGCACGCCGAUUGCAUUAGCGGUGACAAUUGACCCCGAGACGGGCUCGGCCUUGUUUGAUUUCAGCGAGACGGGCGAUGAAAUAUACGGCAACUUGAAUGCGCCAACGGCGAUCCUAUACUCGGCCGUCUUGUACGUUCUCCGAUGCCUCAUCAGCACCGAUAUCCCAUUGAACAAUGGGUGCUUGAAGCCAAUUGAGUUCAAGACGAGGGAAGGCUCAUUGGUGAGCCCGUCGUCGGAUGCAGCUGUCGUCGGAGGCAAUGUGGAAACCACGCAAAGAAUAACCGACGUGAUCCUCAAGACGUUCCAAGCAGCCGCAGGCUCGCAGGGAACUUGCAACAAUCUCACAUUUGGCACCAAUGACAAGGAAAACGGCAUCUCGUUUGGCUAUUACGAGACCAUAUGCGGCGGCUCCGGCGCAGGGCCCACAUGGGAUGGCCAAUCCGUGGUGCAAUGCCACACCACAAACACGAGAAUGACAGAUGUCGAAGUUUUCGAGAAAAGGUACCCCGUGUUGUUGCACGAGUACUCCGUGAGAGAAAAUACCGGAGGCGACGGCCUCCAUAAAGGCGGCAACGGUGUCGUUCGAGACAUUGAGUUCUUGUACCCCUUGGAAGUUUCGUGUUUGAUGGAACGAAGAAGUUUGGCGCCGUAUGGGCUAUUAGGCGGAGAGGAUGGCGCUCGAGGAGUCAAUAGCUGGUUUUACAAGCUUGCUGACGGCGAGUACAGACGAAAAUCGCUCGGGGGCAAGUGCACCGUGAAAGUGAAAGCAGGGGAUAGAAUCGUGAUUCACACGCCCGGAGGAGGUGGAUUUGGGCUGAAGCCAGGCGCCGCUGACGGAGAAGGAAACGACGCAAACGAGGCCAAUGGCGUGAAUUACCCUGUGGAAAGCUCCAAGCCGACGAGGCUCACUGGAUCAGUAGGCAUGAGAACUAUUAUCCAAAACACAAAUUAA